UUCACACCCAACCUCUUCCUGAAGCAGAUGUUGGAGAGGUACCAAAACAACAGUCCUCCAAACAAUGAUGACCAGUGGAAAAACAAUGGAGUCACCAAGACCUGGGACAGGCUCAUGCUCCAGGACAAUUGCUGUGGUGUAAAUGGACCAUCAGACUGGCAGAAAUACACCUCUGCCUUCCGGACUGAGAAUAACGAUGCCGACUACCCCUGGCCUCGUCAGUGCUGUGUUAUGAACAACCUUAAAGAACCUCUCAACCUGGAGGCCUGCAAACUAGGGAUACCUGGAUACUAUCACAAUCAG
Molecule: messenger RNA, 303 nt
Organism: Lipotes vexillifer (Yangtze River dolphin)
Lineage: Eukaryota; Metazoa; Chordata; Mammalia; Artiodactyla; Lipotidae
Product: uroplakin-1b-like
Exons: 2
Cellular component (GO): membrane
Source: RefSeq, a predicted model, not a curated record